Phodopus roborovskii (desert hamster) is the source of this 6074-nucleotide messenger RNA. RefSeq names its product coiled-coil domain containing 186 (gene Ccdc186). Bases 7 to 2763 code for a protein of 918 amino acids. Gene Ontology annotation, molecular function: small GTPase binding. Gene Ontology annotation, biological process: vesicle cytoskeletal trafficking. The record is from RefSeq and is a predicted model, not a curated record. Gene Ontology annotation, cellular component: trans-Golgi network. The transcript is spliced from 15 exons. Lineage: Eukaryota; Metazoa; Chordata; Mammalia; Rodentia; Cricetidae.
CUGUAAAUGAAGAUCAUGAGUGGAGUUGAAGAAAUGCAAAGUGAGUUGUUGCCAGUCAGCACGACAGAGACAGAGCACAUGGCCUCCAUUUCUUCUGAUGCAGACACUGGGGAAACCCCUGAGCUAGAGGAAGGCUCGGGCAACCCACCUUCUGGUGAUGAAAGCAACAAAUUAGAAUCCGAAUCUGAACUAUUACCACUGAGCUCCGACAGAGUCUUAUGUCAACCUAGUGAACACAGUAGUCAAAUUGAACAACAAAACCAUACUCCAGACUGUGGUGGUGGUGAGAAUUCUUGUGCUAAAGUAGACACAUGCUCAGAAAACUCUGAACAAGUAGAUGACUUUCCUGCUGGGGACUUUGCAAAACAGGUGGCAAAAACAGGUGACCCAGAAGCGACAGUCACACAGAUCCUGGCAGAGUUAAGGUCAGGGUCGUCUGCAUUUACAGAAGCCAGUGAUCCAAAGCCUCCUUCAGCAAGCCUCUACGAUACAGAAUGCACCAGGAAACUCAUUUCUCAGAUAAAGACUGUCUCAGCAUCAGAUGAUUUGUUGGGAGAAAUCGAGACUGAGCUCUUAUCUGCAGAGUUCACAGAGGAACACCAGGUACCAAACGGAGUGAAUAAAGGAGAGCAGGCCUUAGCCCUGUUUGAGAAGUGUAUGCAUGGCAAGUACUUGCAGCAGGAGCUCACUAUUAAAAAGUUAAUUAAAGAAAAUAAGAAUCAUCAAGAGCUCAUCUUAAAUAUUUGCUCAGAAAAGGAUAAUUUAAGAGAAGAACUGAAAAAGAGAACAGAAACAGAGAAGCAGCAUAUGAACACAAUUAAACAGCUAGAAUUAAGAAUAGAGGAACUGAAUAAAGAAGUUAAAGCUUCCCGAGAUCAGCUAGUAGCCCAGGAUGUCACAGCUAAAAAUGCAAUUCAGCAAAUCCACAAAGAGAUGACCCAGAGGAUGGACCAGGCCAACAAGAAGUGUGAAGAGGCCCGUCAGGAGAAGGAGGCGAUGGUGAUGAAGUAUGUGAGAGGUGAGAAGGAGUCUCUAGACCUUCGGAAAGACAGAGAGACCCUUGAGAGAAAACUUAGAGACGCAAAUAAGGAAUUGGAGAAAAACACUAACAAAAUUAAGCAGCUUUCUCAGGAGAAAGGGCGGCUGCAGCAACUUUAUGAAUCAAAGGAAGGUGAAGCGUCUAGACUCAUCAAAGAAACAGACAGAUUAAAGGAGGAGAUCAGCUCUUACAUCAUUAAAGUAAAGUGGGCACAGAACAAGUUAAAAGCUGAAGUGGACUCCCACAAGGAAACCAAAGAUAAACUCAAAGAAACGACUACAAAGUUAACACAGGCAAAAGAAGAAGCUGAUCAGAUCCGGCAAAACUGUCAGGAUAUGAUAAAAACGUACCAGGAAUCAGAAGAAAUCAAGUCGAAUGAACUUGAUGCAAAACUCAGAGUCACAAAAGGAGAACUUGAAAAACAAAUGCAAGAAAGAUCUGACCAGCUAGAGAUGCAUCAUGCCAAAAUAAAGGAACUAGAAGAUCUGAAGAGGACGUUUAAGGAGGGUAUGGAUGAGCUCCGGACACUGAGAACAAAGACGAAAUGUCUAGAAGAUGAGCGCUUAAGGACUGAAGAUGAAUUAUCAAAAUACAGGGAAAUUAUUAAUCGUCAGAAAGCCGAAAUUCAGAAUUUACUGGACAAAGUGAAAAUGGCAGAUCAGGUACAGGAGCAGCUUCAAAGUGGUAAACAAGAAAUUGAACAUUUGAAGGAAGAAAUGGAAAGCCUUAAUUCUUUGAUUAAUGACCUACAGAAAGACAUCGAGGGCAGCAGGAGAAGGGAGUCUGAACUCCUGCUGUUCACGGAAAAGCUCACUAGUAAGAAUGCCCAGCUGCAGUCUGAGUCCAGCUCUCUGCAGUCACAAGUGGAUAGCCUCUCCUGCAGUGAGAGCCAGCUGCAGAGCCAGUGCCAGCAGAUGACACAGACCAAUGCUAACCUGGAGAGCAGAUUACUCAGAGAGGAAGAGCUGCGGAAAGAGGAAGUCCAGAGCCUGCAGGCCGAGCUCUCCGCCACCCAGGCAGAGGUCAAAACCCUGGGCACCCAGGUGGAGGAGCUGAAAGACGAGUUAGUGACGCAGAGGCGCAAGCUGGCCGCCAACGUCAAGGACCUCAGCAAGCAGCUUCAGCAAGCGCGGAGAAAAUUAGACCAGGCUGAGAAUGGGAACUAUGACAAAGAAGUUAGCAGCAUGGGGAGCCGUUCCAGUUCAUCAGGGUCACUUAAUGCUCGCAGCAGCACUGAAGACCGAUCUCCAGAGAACACCAGCUCCGCGGUGGCUGUGGACAACUUCCCUGAAGUGGACAAGGCCAUGCUCAUUGAGAGGAUAGUGAGGCUGCAGAAGGCGCAUGCACGGAAGAAUGAGAAGAUAGAGUUCAUGGAGGAUCACAUCAAACAGCUGGUGGAGGAAAUCCGAAAGAAAACCAAAGUAAUUCAGAGUUACAUUUUACGAGAAGAGUCAGGCACACUGUCUUCAGAGGCCUCUGACUUUAACAAAGUGCAUGUGAGCAGACGCGGUGGCAUCAUGGCGUCACUGUACACGUCCCACCCUGCCGACAGCGGCUUAACACUGGAGCUCUCUUUGGAAAUCAACCGGAAAUUGCAGGCUGUUUUGGAAGAUACAUUGCUAAAAAAUAUUACUUUGAAGGAAAACCUGCAGACACUUGGAACAGAAAUAGAACGCCUUAUUAAACACCAGCAUGAACUGGAGCAGAGGAUGAAGAAAACCUAACACAAAAGUUCUUGCCCAGACAGAUGAGCCACAGAGCAGCGGGUACCACUGUCCAGUGUCCUGAAGCAGCCCUUGCUUUGUGUCAACCAAUCAAAAAUUGCUUUUACUUUCCUGUGAGAAGAGCCUUCUUGAAUGCAUUGGUGUGUGUGCGUAACUUGAAGCUCAAUGAAGCUCAUUUCUUUGUGGUGCAGGUCAGCGCCUUAUCACUGAUUCAACAUCUAAGCAUUAGUCCAAGGGUUUUAAGCUUCCCUUGGUGAUUUCAGCCUUUGAAAAGUAUACGUGAAGAGUCAGGGGUUCUCCAUCCAUCCAUCAUUAUCUCGGCAACACGAAAGGAAACCUAGAGUUUUUUGUUUUGAUCUGGAUGCAGUGAUCACCCUGUAGUUCUAGCUACUUCAAAGGCUAAGGGGGAUCUGGAGCUCAUGAGUUCAAAGCCAGCCAGGGCAACAUCUCAAAACCCCACCACAAUUAGCCUGGAUCACAGAGUAGCCCAUAGUUGUUCUAUACAUGUGAAUACUUAAUUCUGAUUGUAAUGACAUCUAGACAGGAAAGCUAGCCGUUGUAUCUAGCAAGUGACUAGGUACUAUUUUCAUCUGUUAGAGUUCCAUAUUUGUCGUAGCUACAUUUUUACUUUUGUGUUGUUAAAUUUUCUAAAUCGUCAGUUAUUUAAACAAUGUGUGUACUGCAGAUUCCCUGUGGACUUGUUACAUUUGAAAACUGUAAGAUGAAGCCAAUCAUUAGAGUAUGUACAUGAAAACUUUGGAGCUGACAUGCAUUAAUCUUAACUGACAUUGUGUAGAGGUGAACGUAACAGGCUUAAGGCAGUGAUUCUCAACCUGUGGGUGCAGACCCUUCCAUCGGGAUCACACAUCAGAUAUGUACAUCACAGUUCUUAACAGUGGCAAGUUAGAGUUAUGAAGUAAUAAUACAAAUAGUUUCAUGGUUGGGGUCACCACGACAUGAGGGACUGCAUUAAAGGGUCGAGGCAUUAGGCAGGGUGGGAAGUGCUGGGCUAAGGUGCUUAUGAAGACCCGUUCCCAAGAGAAGCAGCACUUAGCACUGUUAACUGUGUGUGUGUGUGUCCAUUUUUAACUCUGACAGUUAAUUACAUAGCAUAACGAAACAUUGUUUCCCCAAAUGUGUUUCAGUAUAUUAUUUCAAACACAGUUAUAUAUCGUGAUAGCCAAAGGGACUCUGAGCCAGAUCAUUGUUCCUGUUAGAUAAUUGCAGUGUUUAAGAUGCAUACUUAGAUGUUGCCAUCUUAGUACCAGCCCUUUUGUCAUUGGGUUUUGUUCUCACUAAACACUGCAUUAAGUUCAGACCACCUGUCCUGGGAGACCAUGGAGCAUAUUUGUGAAGCCUCUGUUUUGUGUUUGGGUAUUUCUUCCUCUUAGGGAAACUGAGCUUUGGGGGUAGAUACCUUUAAAGAAUGGUAUGGGCACUAGCUGGGCAUAGUAAUACAUGCCACAAUCCCAGCACUCAGGAAGUAUAAGAAGAUUAAAGGCCAGCCUCAGGUACAAAAUGAGUUGGAAGCUAGCCUGGGCUACAUGAAGCUCCGUUUUAUAAAUAGAGUUGUGUGGCUCUAAACAUUUGAAUCAUGUUAAUUCCCUUUUAAUGUGUUUUAAUAGUUCCUUAAAUCAACAUUGAUUAUAAAUGUAAUUUACUAAAUACUAGAUGUCAGCCAGCAUAGUGUCUUUUUGUUAUCCAAAAAAUAUGUCUUAGCUUCAGAGUUAUUCAAGUUAUUUUUAAAUAAGUUGUAAAAAGUGUUAGUCAUAAUAAUGUCUUGUUCUUUUUAUUAUUAAUAAUUUAUUAGAAUAAAAAAUAAGAGGGUAAGUGCAAUAAAUUCUGAAUUAUUUUCCCAUUUAUUCCUAAACAUACUGUGUAACACUCCAAAGAUUUGCAUAGCUACCUUUCCUGGUCCCUCAGGUGAUACUGAUUGAUGAGUUACAGGGAUUGGGUUUUUUUUAAUUCCAAGACACAAACAUGCAUAAUGGAGACCAAAUAGUAAUCUUGUUCACAGUGUCCUGUGCCAUGCACUUUAAAGUAUAUACACAAUGUACUUGGAGAGCUAAGUAAUGAAGUAUUAAAAAAUGGCAUUGCUGCAAGCCACACUUUGAUCAUCCUACCAUCUUUUUCCCUAUCUAUGAGGCUUAAAAAGCUAGAAAAGUAUUUUCUUUUUUAUUUGGCAUCUCCUGUGCCCUUGCAUACGCGGUCAGGACUGAGCAAAGUAAUGUAUAAAAAUGUGUGUGUUGGAGAGAACCUUCUCCACUGAUUGAAUAUUGGAGGAAAGAACCUAAGAACCCAGUGGGGAUUUGUUAUAUUUGCUCAUUGUUAGUUACAAAUGUAAGGGACUGUUUUGGUUAUUUAAUAAUACUUUGGUAUCCUUGGGCAAGAAGUGUGGUGUGUGUUGGGUGCUUGUCACUUCUUUUUCCCGUACCACUUGAGAUUUGGAGUCUGUUUAAACAGUCUGAAGGAUUGAAUGAACAUGGUGAGUUUGGACAGAAUGAACAGUUGUUGCUCUGGUUUUGUUCUGCAUAACCAUUUGGAGUGACCUAAUAGACACCUUGGCAGGCACCCUACAGCUCUCUACUGCUGGGCUGAGAAGGGUUAAUGGACUUGCUCAGGUCCAUGGCCUGGAAGUGCCGCCUGACCUGGCACCCUGGCUGGGGAGCAUUACCAGCACGUGCUGUUUCUAUGGUGCUCCUGCAUCUCUCCUAACUUCGGAGGGAGCCGAAGACCUUUACCGUUCAGGAAAUGCCUGACCGAUGCGUGCUUGAUGUCCUGAAAUGAGUCUGAUCAUGUCGUACAUCGUCCCAAAUUCUCUUUUACAGGAUGUUGAUUAUUUUCUAAAUAUUUUUAUAAGAAAAUUUAGGCUAAAUCCGAAAGAAAAAAAGCCUCAGAAACUGUUAAUAGUGUAAAUGUGAUAUAUGUUGGCUUGUAAGGACGUUUCUUAGAAUAAUGUCAUUCAUGCCUGGGGCCGUUGACUCUACUAAUCUCAAGAUUUGUUUUCAGUGAGCUGUUUGUUUUCACACUCAUGCUGUUAAUGUUUACCCUACAUGGUGGCACUAGUGACCUGGGAAAUGUCAAAGGUGAACAAGAGAAAUAAGUGAAAAGUAAACUAAAUGAGAACUUAGUUGUGUAUUGAGAAGUACGUUUCUUCUUGAAUGGACUCUUGAACCACACACAGCUGUCCUUCCUGACCUCUGCCAUCCUCCCUCCCCGAGUGCGUGGGCAUCAAUCAGCAUUGUAUAGAUACCCUGGAUUACACUGUGCAUUCUGUAAAUACCCUGUAUAAAGCGAUGCUCUUCUGGGGA